Messenger RNA from Symbiodinium sp. CCMP2592, 6570 nucleotides. NCBI's taxonomy places the organism in Eukaryota, Dinophyceae, Suessiales, Symbiodiniaceae. The record is from the annotation of a GenBank genome assembly.
AUGCAGAGAGUAGAAGAGAGAAGUUUUGGCUCGAUACAUUCUGGAAAGUCUGUAGAGACAGUGUCGCUGGGCAAGUUUGUUCCACAGCAUCCUCCAGGUUUGCAGGCUCCGACGACAAGCAUUCCAUCAGACGUGGAUGUGCAAAGACCUUUGGAAUCUAGUGCGGUUAUUCUUGAAGGAAAGGAGUAUUAUCGGGAUGCAUUGGGAACCAUUUGGAAUUUCACAGCCGCUGGUGAGUGGGAGUGGGUUGAUGAGAAUCGAAUUCCAGUUGGAGCGGUGAUCUUUAACAUGGCGGAGUUAGAGGAGGGGAGCUUUGCAAGGGAUCGCGCGCUAGCUGCUCAUGAAGUCGUGGGUGCAUCUACUCCUGGUUUGAUGGUGCCACCAAAGAUCUCUAGCUCGGUGGAGGGGCAGGGGAUCCUGAGUGGCGCGAUACCGUCAGCAGCGAGGGUGGAUGUGCCACACAGGUCCGUCGUCUUCUAUUCCGCAGGUGGCGAGUGGGAUGGGGCAUACCGUGGAGCGUCCAGAGGGUCUGGGGCAAACAGCGGGGGUGUUUCAGCCAAAAAGCUUGUGGUGGAUGAGGCCAUUGUGGGGCAGAAUUUGGGGUUGUUGGAUACCUGCGCUUCUCAUGCUAUUCGGACGCUGAGGGCAGGCGAACCUGUCCCAACAGAUUCUGUUGAAGUUGCAUUGGCCACUGGUUGCGCGCACAUGCUUAUCAAUUCGGUGGGAACAUUGGUUACUCGUGAAACUGUUUGCCCUGUAGUUCCUUUUCAUCUUGCUCAUUCGCAUCUUCAUGUGGACUUUGAUGUGAUUGACGGUCGGUGCACGGUUGUACAUCCUCAGAAGGGUGACUUGAAAGCCCAAGUCCUUGAUGGCCGCAUUGUGAUCGAUCGCCAGGUGGCUUUAGACAUGAUUGCGGACUUGGAAACGGCGUUGGGGGAUGCAGCAGCUAGGGGGGGGUCAGGGUCUUCAAUUGACGACCUUCUGCAAGGAACUGCUGCUUCUAAGGCUAUCGCUGGAUCUGAAGAGGACGUGGUAUCUGGUUUUCUCAAUGUUGCUCGGGUGGAUGGGGUCCAUGACCGUACACAAGGUGUGGGUUUGCUUGAUUCUGGGGCUUCGCAUCCUUUGAGAUCCUUGCGUCCGGGGGAGCCGUUACCAACAAAAAGGGUGACUGUGGCUUUGGCUUUGGGCAAGAAGGAAAUGAUGCUCACGGAUGGUGGUACUCUAGUUACAAGCGAGCGGGUGGAUCCUUUGGUUCCGAUUGGCAAGGCUAGCGAAUUGGUUGGUCUUCAGGUUCGUUGGCGCAAAGGAAAGUGUACGGCUACGCAUCCAAUACUGGGCCCUCUGGAAGUUGAGACGGUCAAUGGUUGCCCUUGCAUUGCUGAGGCGGUUGCUCUACGAAUCAUUGAUGAAAUGGAGCAAAAGGGGGUUGCUCACAUGUUGCAGUCUGUACGUGCGCUUCAAGGGUGUCCAUCUGCAGACACGGAACAUUCAGUACGUGAGUGUCUUCAUGGUGCUAUGCGUAGUGGAAAUCAAGAUGACUUUAUUCAGGCAUGCUGGCGUUGGUUGCGUUGGUACUAUCCUGAUGUCCCGGAAUCGAUGCUUGUGGAUCUUCUUCCUGCCUCGGGAGUGGGGGAGUUGCUUUACAAUCGUCACAAAAGACGGCGAUUAAAGAAAACCAGACGCGUCAUCGUUCAUCUGCACUCAGGCGGUCCGCGAUUGCACUUACCAAGUAGUUGUGGCGAAGUUCUAGAAGUGGAUUUUCGUACUGACCUUCAUUCUUCUUCCGUGUGGACGUACAUCCUCUCGCUGGCAAUUGAGGGCAAGGUCGUUGCAGUGGUAGGUGGCCCGCCAUGUGAGACUGUGGCUCAGUUCAGGGGUGUUGAGGACGGUGGACCACCAGUGCUACGAGGGAGGUGUGAUGAGGGGCGUUUCUGGAAGGAUGGGCUCAGCUAUUCAAGUGAGGAACUGGCUAAGAAAGACGGCCUACUGUUUUUGAAGGUGCUAUUCCUGUUUGAGACAGCUGUUCAGGCACGAAAAGCUUUGUCAUUGGAGCAAUCCUCUUCGGUACAUGCUGGUGUGUUUUUCGCAUUGGAGAGUCCGCAAGAUCCAGAAUUGGUGGGGCAAAAGUUUUCUCAGAUUGGUUGUUCAGUUAUGUGCAGGGAAGAUGUUGCAGAAGAAGGUCAACCCAGCCUAGCUUCUCCAACAUUUUUCGCAUGGCCAGAGGUGCGAUCUUUCAGGACUCGGUACAACCUUCUUGCAGCACAUUGUGAUCAGGGUGCUUUGGGUCAUUAUAUGGUCAAGCCAACGACGGUUCUUACUUCCGAUUUUCAGUUGUGGGAGUCUCUAGAGCAGGUUCAUGUGCGCGUCCCAUGGGUGGUGUCAGUACCCGAGGAGGCUAGUCAACGGUUGGCUAUGUCUAGGUCGUGGUCCUUGUGGGCUCCGGGGCUUACAACGCGGAUCAAGCGAUGUUUGCGGGCGUGGUUGGCACACUCAUCUUUCGUGGAGCAUCAAGCUGUUUCUGAGGAGAGGGCGGUACACCUGGCCAAACUCACAGCUGAGGAAUCUGAGUAUCGAGAUCAUUGCUUGAGGGGUCACAUACCUUUCCGUAAAGACUGUGAGGUCUGCGUUCGGGCUGCAGGUAAAGAUCGGCGUCACCUUCGACAAAAGUAUGGCAGCGCUUAUACUCUUUCAUUGGAUUUGGGUGGUCCUUGGCAGGAGGCUAAAGAUCUGUAUCAAACGCAGCGUCAUGUGUUGAUUGGUACGUAUCAGUUUCCUUUGUUGGAUAAACCGGCUACUGAAGAGGGUUUCCCUAUUCCUGACGAUGUGGUGGGAGCGCAUGAAGAAGGUGAUGGUGCGGAUGAUGUGUCUUUAGAGCCUGAAGACGGGGAUAUUGUGACUCCUGACGAGCGUUUGGAGGCUUCGGAGGUUGAGGUCAAAAAGGUUAUCGAGUCAGAAGAGGCUUGGCGUGCUUUGAAGGAUCAUGCCACUAAACCAGUGCGCAUGAUUAACUUCAUGAUUGCCGAACCUCUCAAAAGCAAACACAGAUCGGAAGUUUUAGCCGCUACACAGCGUAUCUUGGUCAAGCUUCAACAUCAAGGUUAUCCAGUUCUGCGGCUUCAUACAGACCGCGGCGGUGAAUUCGUGAAUCAGUCUUUCCGUACAUUCUGUGAGGCUCGACAGAUUUUUCGUACUACCGGGGACCCCGGAUCACCACAGAGUAACGGUCGCAGUGAAGCUACGGUUGGGGUGUUCAAAAAAGGCGUCCGCGCACUGCUAAAGCAGGCCAAUCUGGAUUCAUCGUAUUGGGCACGUGCCGCUGUUCAUUGGUCAGCUCUUCGAUGGAGAUGGGCUGAACAACAGCUGGGAUUGAAGCCUCGUGAUAUUCUUCCAUUUGGUGCUCGGGUUCAUGUGCGUCGAAGGGCUUGGGAACUUCGUGAUCCGAGUGGUUCUAAGAAAGGGCGUCAGUGGUUGGAUCGGACACAGCCGGCUUUACUGUUAGGUCCAUGCACAGAGGUUUCUGGAGGCUACAUCGUUGAAGCUAGGGGCGCUAAAGAUGAUCCUGACAAGCUGGUUAUGUUUCCAACUACGGUGGUCUAUGACAAGGUGGAACAUAAGUCGUCGGUUCCGGAGUGUGAUGCCGAGUUUACUGAGGAACUUCCAGCGCCUCCUAAGCAUCGGAUGCGUUUCAAAGGGGUGGCUCGUACCAUGCGGGUUCCGAGGGAGACGGAUGCUGAGGUCCUUCCAGCGUUGAGGCGUUUCAUACCAGAUGGGUCGCUUCGUUCACUAUGCUGCACGAACCGGGGGGAGGGUCCAGUUGCUUGCGAGGUUUUGCAGGAAGACUUGGAGGUGGAAAUCCCGUCGGGUGACAGUCCGCGUGCGUGCAUUGCAAAACCCUGUUACACUGAUGACAUCGCAAAAAGUGAGGAGUUAGCGCGUGAGUGGUUGGAGCAGAAGAAGUUUUCACCCCAAGAGUGUUUGGAACUUUUGGAGUCUGUGGGGUUGGAUUUUCGUGCGAAUCGGAGAGGCGACAUUCACUGCAAUGAGGAUCGCAUUCAAGCUGUGACUCUGGGACAGUAUGUUCGUGGACAUAUGUGCGGCGUGACCAAUGCUGCAAAACAUAGGCCCAUGUUCGUCAAGUACUUGGUGAGCUUUGUUCGCGAACACAAUCCAGAUGUGGUAUUCUCAUCGGUUUAUCUUUCGUGUAACACUGCCGUGGGAGUCCAUAGAGAUCGUCACAACGAUUACUCGUGCAACAAUGUCAUCUGUGCUCUUGGCGAGUUUACGGGUGGAGAAUUGUGGGUGCAAGAUGAUGGUAUCUCUAGGGAGGAUCAAUCUGCAGUGGAGCGGAAGUACGGUGAUCGUAGCCUCGUGGGCAAGACGGUGGACAUUAAGAAUCAGUUCUUUUCAUUUUCACCCCAACAGGCUCAUGGCCCUCAACCGUGGAGCGGCACCAGAUGGACUAUCACAGCAUUCACGCCUCGAGGAAGUGAUCAACUUUGUGAUGUGGAUCGGAGUUUUCUCUUGGACAUCGGCUUUCCAAAUGCGCGCAUCUUCUUCGUCGGAUUGUUGAUUGCGGAUCAAGAGCAGUACUUGAUUGCCGAAGUGUCGUUGCCAGAGGUGUUUGAAGGUAGUGCUACAUCAGAGUGGCUGCAACACUCUCGCGAAAUCGAACGACAGUUGGAGCAGUCUUUGCAGCAUGCAGGUUCGUUGUUAAAGAUGCAACAAGAGACGAUUGCACAGGAGGCUGGGGACAAUGAGGAGUUUCUUCAAACUCGCACAAUUCCUACCACAACAGCCAUGCAGGAGCUGGAGGAUUGGAGAGAAGCAUUGUCAGAUGAGGUUAACAAUCUCAUCACGGAGCUGCAGGUCGUAGAACGGACUACGGAGCAACAACUUGCGGAGAUGGCGUGUCAAGUGAGGCAAGCCGCGGAGGAAGAGUGGUUUCUAGCUGGUCUAGAUAUAUCCAAGGCUUUUCUGACAGCACCAAUGAGCCAAGUUCAGCGGCAGGGUCGGCUAAUCAUUGUGCAACCGCCUAAAGCAGCGGUGAAGCUUGGACUUGCUUCGCCAUCCGAGCGGUGGGUGGUGCGAAAAGCUUUGUACGGCUUGGCGGAAAGCCCAGCUGCGUGGGUGGAGUGGAGAGACACGAGGCUUUUACAGAUGCGUUGGCAGACGGAUGGUUUGGACAUGAGGUUCAAAAAGUCAGAGGUUGAUCCCAGCUUGUACCUGCUCAUCGCGACGGACUCCGACGGCAAAGAGAGUGUCAAAGGCACUUUGGGACUAUACGUUGACGACUUUUUGUUAGCCGGGAGUAUGUCCAUAAUCACAGAUGCCAUCCAACAGAUUCGCGCUGAAUGGAAAACUUCUGAACCAGAGUUCUGCGGAAGAGGUCAUGACGACAAACCGUUGAAGUUUCUGGGUAUCCAAAUCUUUUGGAAUGAUGGCGCGUACUACUUGAACCAGGAGGACUUUGUCAGGGACCUGUUGCAACGACGGGGGUUUAAAGCAGAUGCAGGCGGCAUUGGUGGUGCUGGGCCAAUGAGCAAGGAGGCGCCGCCUGACGAGCCGGAGGAAGUGUCUGUUGAGGCGCUACGAAAAGCACAGGCAGCCGUAGGAGAGCUGUUAUGGCUGGCAUUGAAGUCCAGAGCAGAUCUGGCUUUUUGCACAAGCCAGCUUUCUGUGUGGUGUACUCGCUAUCCGCGUUUUGUUGCAAGAAAGGCAGAUGAAGUGUUUCAUUACUUGAGUAGGACGGUCACACUGGGCUUAAAGUAUUCGAAGGUGGAUCCUAUGUCUUUGGGUGGUGAUUCACAGCUUCGUUUCAAAAGGAGUGUCACAGUCUUGGAAGCUUAUACGGACGCAUCGUUUGCUGCGGGAUGUGAAGGUGAAGAAACGGCGAGAUCACACAGUGGAGCUGUGGUCGUAUGGGCCGACAGCCCAGUCAUGUGGAUGACGCAGCGCCAAACCACGAUAGCACUGAGCACAGCGGAAGCUGAGCUCAACGCUGCCCUGGAAGGAACAACUAUGCUACAAUCUGUCGCGCCUAUCGUUUCUAUGCUUUUGGGGAUCAAUGAAGAUGGCCUUUCCAAAGCGCUAUACAUUGAUUCCGUUUCCGCAUGCUCGAUCAUUUCAGUUGUCGCUGGUGCAUGGCGAACACGUCACUUGCGAAUCCGAGCAGCCGGUUUGCGGUCUUUGCUAAACAGUGGGUACCUGGUGGUGGCACACUUGAAAGGUGAGCACAUGCUAGCUGAUAUGCUGACCAAGUUGAUGAACGGAGCAAUCUUUGUCAACCUCAAGCAGAUGUGGCAGAUGACGACUGCUCCUACCACACAUUUGGUUUCUGAUGCAGCACGUGCAGCGGCCGCCGCCGUGGCCAUCCUCGUGGCUACUAUGUUGCAAGGCUACGAACUGGUGCAAGCAACUUCUUCGACUUCUUCGAUGACUACGUCUUCAACAACGCGAUGGUUUGAUCGAGCGGAUAUCGGAUUUCUUCUGGUAUUGGUUUUCGUCAUGGUCGCAGUCCACAAGGUCGUUUCGGCGGUGUUUCGAAGUGGCAUGAUCCGCAGUUGGUGGUGA